This is a messenger RNA of Myxozyma melibiosi, 1137 nucleotides long. RefSeq lists its product as uncharacterized. The transcript is spliced from 5 exons. Gene Ontology annotation, molecular function: phosphatidylinositol binding; ubiquitin binding. Gene Ontology annotation, cellular component: ESCRT-0 complex. Lineage: Eukaryota; Fungi; Ascomycota; Lipomycetes; Lipomycetales; Lipomycetaceae. Bases 1 to 1137 code for a protein of 378 amino acids. Gene Ontology annotation, biological process: protein transport to vacuole involved in ubiquitin-dependent protein catabolic process via the multivesicular body sorting pathway. The record is from RefSeq and is a predicted model, not a curated record.
AUGACUGCCUCUCCUACCUCAAUUGACCGCGCAAUCGUCGAAGCCACGACCGGCAGCAGCGUGGACUGGGUUCUCAUCCAGGCGAUUUGCGACAGUGUCAAUGGUGACGAUAGCGUAGCGAAAGAGGCUGCUGAUGCGCUGCAGAAACGAUUGGACCUCGACGACGAACUGAUUCAACUCCAAUCACUCACUCUCCUCCACACCCUCGGCACAACCUGCUCCCGCGCCCUCAAAAUCCAGCUCUGCACCCGCGCAUUCACGCAGUCGCUCGUCGGCCUGUUUUCAAACCAUGCCGCAGCAGAGGCGGUCAAGUCUCGGUUGCUGGCGGUCAUGAGUGCUCUUGUUGAAGUUUUCGGGAGCACCGAUUUCGAGCUCAGUUUGAUGGCAGAGGCGUUGGGGCAGGUUAAGUUACUUAAUCCGACGAUUAAACCACAAGCGGUGCUGGAAACACCCCCCGCGAGAAGAAAACCGACGCUGGAAGAAAUCAUGGCAAAGAGAUUGGCGAUCUCGAUGCAGGAGGGAAAGAGCCAGGCUCCGAUGCGGGCGCGCAAAGCUGCUUCUAGUUCUUCUUCGUCUGCUGCUGCUGCUGUUCCGGCUUAUGUUGCGCCGAACCCUGUUGCUGCUGCUGCCACUCCUGCUGCUACACCUACUGCCAAAGCUACAGCGGCACCUACAAAAGUGAGGCGCGUGCGAGCGCUGUACGACCUUGACUCGCACGUCGCCGGCGAGCUCUCGUUCCGCAAAGACGACGUGAUCUACGUGCUCGAGCGCGUGUCGAACGACUGGUGGAAGGGAUCGCUUCGCGGGCAGAUUGGGAUUUUCCCGUUAAACUACUUUAGCCCUGUCGCGGAUGCGAGUCCGUCGGAGGUUCAACGUAAUGCGGAGACAGAGGCGCGGGUGUUUGCGGAUGGGGAGCGGGUUGAGCGGUUUUUGGCGAUGCUGGAGACGGUGGGGUCGAAGAAGGAGGAGGAGGAGGUGGAGGGGAUGUAUAAGAGUGUUGUGGAUGCGCGGCCGAUGCUGAGCGAGUAUCUGCAGCAGCUCGAGCAGGUGACGCGCGAUCUGAGAGAUCUGAGUGAGCGGUACUCGGAGGGGAUGAGGAAGUAUGAGGCGUAUCUUGCGCGGUCUGGGAGCCGUUAG